GAAAGAACACAACGACCUCAGUUUCGAACUCUCUCAGAGAAAGGAGAUCAUUAUCACGGCCGACGAGUUCAACGCACCAGAGACCGUCGAUGGCGAAAAGACUUUGAAUCAUUUACGGGAAAAGGAGAUCUAGAGCUCUAUGAAGAAUGCCUCAAGAAAGGAUAUGUUUACAUCAUGGAAUGCAAUGAACAUGAUAUGGCUAAUAUAUUUAUUCUGAUUCCCAAAGGCUUCGAUUCAAGUGUUGGGUUCAAAAUUGGCUAUUCAGGAAAACUUGCAGAACGCAUCCUUGAGAUUGGCAGGUGCCAUUGCAAGGUCGAAUUGAAGUCAUUUAGGGCUUUCCCCGGUGAGGUCACGAUCCAGAAACUCCUGGGUUUGACCGAGCAUGAUGUCAACCCUCUUGGUUUUGUAUACUUGUUGGAGAAGAUCAUGCAUGAAAUUUUUGUAGCCCAUCAGUAUGACAUCUCAUGCAAACAUGGGAAUUGGCGCGGUCGGACAACACACACAGAGUUUUUCUGGUUCAAGUCGGUACCAGGAGAUAAUGCUCCUUAUAAGAGAACGAAAGCUGAGAUCGGCGAGCUGUUUGGAAUCAUAGUUACGCCAUGGGUGAAACUACUCAGGGAUAUGGAGAGCAAGUUUUAUUGACGCCUAAGGAGUUUAAGGACUGUAGUCUGCUAGCCACAUACCUCGACAUCGCCUGAAUAGAGAGCAAAUGAAAUGAAACACAAAGAAGGUCCAUUUAGUGCAGUUCC
Gamsiella multidivaricata is the source of this 749-nucleotide messenger RNA. RefSeq lists its product as uncharacterized. Bases 175 to 642 code for a protein of 155 amino acids. The record is from RefSeq and is a predicted model, not a curated record. The transcript is spliced from 3 exons. NCBI's taxonomy places the organism in Eukaryota, Fungi, Mortierellomycota, Mortierellomycetes, Mortierellales, Mortierellaceae.